AUGGGCGACCCCCUCUCCGUCCUCGCCUCCAUCGGCGGCCUGAUCGCCAUCGGUACCUCCCUCGUCACUGGCCUCACCACCACCAUCAGCAAGGCGCGCUCCGCGCCAGCCAGCAUCCAAGCCCUCAGCAAAGAGCUCAAAACCCUCUGCACGGCACUCAGCAACCUCGAGACGGUGUUUAAGCUCCCCGAUGUGCUCCGCAACCCGCUCUUCCCCGUCGACAUCCUCUCGGAGCUGCUGGAAAACAUCAUGGCUGACUUUGUUGCGGUGCAGAAGGAAGUUGGCAGCUAUACGGCGAGGCCGGAGGCGGGGGCGCUGCAGCAGGUGUGGAGGCAGUUCCGCUGGAGCUUUCGCGAGGGCGAUGUUCGUGAGUUGAGAGACGAUAUUGCGGCAUAUAAGGCGACGAUUGUCAUGACCAUAUCAGCGGCGAAUUUUGCCACAACGUGUUCGAGCGCGUUGGCAAACUCGGUGGAGUUCAGUACGUUACAAGCCAGCAUCUCCGAGCUCAGGGCGAACCUGUCGUAUUGUACGCAUGUAAACCAGUGUCUACGGUCAAGCUGCACUGCCAUUCGAUCGAGGUGUUGCAGCAGAGCCCGCUCGCAGGAUAACCGCCGCCAAUCCCAGCACUCCGCUAUCAGCCGGUCCUCUUCGCAGCGAACUCCCCGCCAGCAAAACGUGCAGCACAGUGCGACGAGUGAUGAGAGGUCAGGCACAAUCUCGGGGUCGCUUCGGAGCAUGAAGACCUUCUUGACGAGAUCAACUAGUGGUUCGGGCUCGUAUUCGUAUCGGGCGGAGUCGAUUCUUGACCUGUAUUGUGCGAGUAUCAGGUCUAUGCGCCAAGCAUCGAUCAGGCAGCUGGAUCGAGCUCUUGGGCCCGAGGUUGAACGAGGGCCGGAGUGGAACGAAGACUUGAAUGGGCAGUUACACUCGGAUGGCGACGGAGACGGCACACUAUAUCCUAAUCUUCAGUUUAAUAAUGACCCACAGCAGCAGAGGGGGGACGGUUAUGAGUCGGUGUUUGUUAUGGAUCCCUCCCCGCAUUCUACCGAACUGUCAGGGAACGCGGUAGUGGCUGAUCCACCUCUAUCUCAACCUCAACCCCUGCAGUUCCAGCUUUACAUAACGGACUCGGCACUACAUAUCUACAAGGCCCCGGCAAUGAGAGGCACAAACAAACUUUGGCUGCGGUAG
Molecule: messenger RNA, 1191 nt
Organism: Morchella sextelata
Lineage: Eukaryota; Fungi; Ascomycota; Pezizomycetes; Pezizales; Morchellaceae
Exons: 3
Coding region: 1-1191 (396 amino acids)
Source: RefSeq, a predicted model, not a curated record